Molecule: messenger RNA, 1627 nt
Organism: Nerophis lumbriciformis (worm pipefish)
Lineage: Eukaryota; Metazoa; Chordata; Actinopteri; Syngnathiformes; Syngnathidae
Gene: duoxa
Product: dual oxidase 2
Biological process (GO): protein transport
Cellular component (GO): endoplasmic reticulum membrane
Source: RefSeq, a predicted model, not a curated record
ACGAGCCUCACGAGGCGCGCUCCUGCAGGUGAACACAAGUCAGGUGCUUGUGGAUCUAUUUUAUUUAAUUUUCUUUUCUUUUCUUUGUACUCACCCACGGCCCCGCGUUUAGGAUACCCUAAACUAUUGUACCAGCCGUCGAAGCGAGGGACCUCCCAUGGUAUUUCACAAAGUGAACCUGUUGAAAUGAUUUCCAAUCAGAAUCUCCCAAAAAUAUAUACAGUAUAUAUUUGAUCAUGAGAAGAGGAGUCAGGCUUACCAGGUGCGGAGCUUGAAAGUGCAGAUGAGAGAUGGUGCGACCGAAGCCACAUCCUCUUCCUUGUGCGUAUAAAAAAGGGGCAUGUCUCCUCAUGAGUCACACUCCGUCCUCUUCCAAGGUUUAGCCACAAGAACCGGAGCUAAGAUGACUUUCUACGAUGACAUUUACCCUUUCUACCCUCUACAAAGGACCUCCUUCAUCUUCAGUAGUCACCUGCUCACUGUCAUUGUGUUUUUCCUCGUGCCCACGCUCAGUGUGCUUCUUAUCCUGCCUGGAAUUCGGGGAAAGUCAAGGCUUUUCUGGAUGCUGAGGAUCAUUUUGAGCUUGUUUGUAGGUGCUGUAAUUGUGGCACUCAACUUUACUGACAACUGGGCCGAGGCCCGGAUGACCACAAAUGCCACCUACAAGUCUUUCAGCAAUGCAGUGGUUCAUGCGGAGAUUGGCUUACAUGUCGGACUGUACGGCAUUAAUGUUACACUAAAAGGGAAUCCUGUCGUCCAGUUCAACGAGACAAUUGACUACAACGAGAUGUUUACCUGGCGUGACGACAUUGAGGAGGAGUACGAGGAAGCCUUGCAGAAAGGUCUACCUAACCCCAUCCUGUACAUUGCAGAGAAGUUCACUCUGCGCAGCCCGUGCGGCCUCAUUUUCCAUUACAGACAGUCAGGACGAUACGCGUCUGCCACGCUCUGGACUGCGUUUUGCUGUUGGAUGCUGGCCAACAUCCUUUUCUCAAUGCCGGUCAUUUUGUACGCCGGCUACAUGAUGUUGGCUACAGCCACCUUCAUCUUCACCUCCAUGGCCGCCUUCAGCGCAAUCACGCUUGCACCACAGUGUGUUUUCUCCAUCGGAACAGCCUCCUUUGAAACUCAAUACAGCCUUUCUUUCUGGCUUGCUCUCGCCACCGGUUUGCUGUGCGCCGUCAUCGGGCUUCUUGUGGUGAUACUGAGCUUCAUGUUGCCUGAGAAGAUGAAAGAGGCUUUCAGCGAUUGUGUUGACAGUUGUGAAGAUGAAGACAUUUCUAAUGGGGAGACUUAUCUGAAUCCAGCCUUCCUUGAUGAAAUAACGGUUUUACCACACUCGUCCACAAGGGUCACCGAGGUCAGUGAUCAUAUAUGAGUCCCUCUCUGCAACUUUUCCGGUCAAUACUUGAAGAUCUGAAUGAGUUACAGAGGCAUUGUUUAUUAUUCAUAUUUGUAUGUUUUGUGUGAUUAGGCGUACUGGUAAUCACAAUAUUUUGUAUGGGAUCCAUACACCGUAGUGUAAAUGAACACAUAUUUAUUAUAACUAGUCUGACAUUGACCUACAUUAUUAUUUUUACUGGACUUUCUGUAGGGCAACAUGUUAAAAUAAAAGUCAACAACAAUC